Messenger RNA from Laccaria bicolor S238N-H82, 339 nucleotides. RefSeq lists its product as uncharacterized. The record is from RefSeq and is a predicted model, not a curated record. The coding region runs from base 1 to 339 and encodes 112 amino acids. The transcript has 4 exons. Lineage: Eukaryota; Fungi; Basidiomycota; Agaricomycetes; Agaricales; Hydnangiaceae.
AUGCCUGUCUCCGUGGUCAAGAAAGCAUCCGCGAACGUUUCUACCCUUCAACAUUUGAAAAAUGGCCUGCACCACCGCGAUAUAUUUGGCAAUGAAGCUGAUGGACCCCCCUUCACUUUCGGCAUUGCGGUAAUCACCAAGCACGACAGUGGAGGGACGGCUGCCAAGGUACCAGGCAAUGUAUAUGUCAUUGUCACAGAAGGCGAGGUAUCCCUGGAAGAUGCGGCCAAACCUGGAGGCAUCUCAGUCUUGGAGCCUGGCGACGUUGCCCGCGUCGAUAAAGUACUUUACGUUGCCCAACAUGAAUUCGGGAGUGAUCAGAAGGAAAACAUCAUUUAA